AUGACUACUCCUCAUGUAAUUGCUUCGUCUUCCCCACAUCCUUCUCAGUCCACAACAUCCAAUGGAAUCGUCGGUAGCCACUACAAAGUUGGGAAGAAGAUCGGUGAAGGUUCAUUCGGUGUUGUGUUCGAAGGAACCAAGAUGAUUUCCAACACACCCGUUGCCAUCAAAUUUGAACCUCGAAAAUCCGAUGCCCCUCAAUUACGGGAUGAGUUCCGCUCUUACAGGACGUUGAAUGGCACCCCGGGUGUUCCGCAAGUACACCAUUUUGGUCAAGAAGGGCUGCACAAUGUCUUGGUCAUUGAUCUCCUUGGUCCAAAUCUUGAAGAUCUGUUUGACAUGUGUGGGCGCAAGUUUUCCGUUAAAACUGUUUGCAUGGCCGCGAAACAAAUGGUUACUCGGGUACAAGCAAUCCAUGAAAAGUCCCUUAUAUACCGCGACAUCAAACCCGAUAACUUCUUGAUCGGUGUACCAGGUUCCAAGACUGCUAACACUAUACACAUUAUUGACUUUGGUAUGGCGAAGCAUUACCGUGACCCGAAAACCAAAAUCCACAUACCUUACAGAGAGCGCAAGUCGCUUUCUGGUACUGCGCGAUACAUGUCCAUCAAUACCCAUUUAGGUCGUGAACAGUCUCGAAGGGAUGACUUAGAAUCUUUGGGUCAUGUAUUCAUGUACUUCCUCCGCGGCGGUCUACCGUGGCAAGGCUUACGUGCUGCAACCAAUAAGCAGAAGUAUGAAAAGAUUGGUGAAAAGAAGCAGACCACCGCCAUUUCGGAAUUAUGUGAAGGUUUCCCCGAGGAGUUUGCAAUUUACAUGAAUUAUGUCCGAAAGCUUGGUUUCGAGGAAACUCCAGACUAUGACUUCCUUCGUGAACUAUUCACCAAGGUUUUGAAGACGCUAGACGAGCCCGACGACGGUGUUUAUGAUUGGAUGCUUCUCAAUGGUGGCAAAGGUUGGGAAGCUACUAAUGUAAAUUCAAAAUCCUCUCCUCACGCAAGCUCUUCGGCAACGCAUCGUGAACACAGGCGAGAACGUGAACAUGGUGCUCACCGACGUGGGUCACGACAGGCUCAAGACCCUACCAAUACUUCAUCGGGACUCGUUGUCAGCCCCGCACCCGCACAUGUCAAAAGCAGUCGACGACCAGCAAAUGGUGAGCGGGGAAAUUCGACGCCUCGUGAUAUAGGAAGCGUUCAGCCUUUGGCACCUGCUAGUCGGCGCGCGAGCCAACAACAACGCGAGGCAAGCGCUCUCGCCAGUGUUGGUAUAUCAACACCUCACCCUUAUGCGACCGCUCCAACUCCUAACGGCUAUCGAAGCAAUCCAGAUCGAACCGCCUUUGGUCGAAGUUCCCCUAUUCCCACUCCGGGGUUGCCAAACGGGAACGGGAACGGCAUACCAAACAAUGGUUCAGAAUCGUUCUUGUAUGGUCAGAUGCCCAAGGGCCCAAAUUCGCGAGAGGGCACGACGACCGGCGGAACAGGUACAAGGGACAUACAUGCACCGGGUCCUGUACGGAGCAUGGCGGUUUAUGAUCAGAUGGGGAGGGUUGGAGAACAGGAUGAAGAUGGUGGUCACGGUCGGAAAAGAGGGUUCUGGGCUGCACUAUGCUGUCGAGGUUAG
Molecule: messenger RNA, 1626 nt
Organism: Lentinula edodes (shiitake mushroom)
Lineage: Eukaryota; Fungi; Basidiomycota; Agaricomycetes; Agaricales; Omphalotaceae
Product: kinase-like domain-containing protein
Exons: 8
Coding region: 1-1626 (541 amino acids)
Biological process (GO): signal transduction; endocytosis; peptidyl-serine phosphorylation
Cellular component (GO): cytoplasm; nucleus
Molecular function (GO): protein serine/threonine kinase activity; ATP binding
Source: RefSeq, a predicted model, not a curated record